AUGGCAAAAAUUGAUGGAUAUCAUAUUAUGGUUAUUUCGUGUUAUUUCAAAACGAUUAAAGACUUUAAAAACGUUCAAUUAGUUUGCAAAAAGUAUAAAGACACACUCUUAAAGUUCCAUUUCAAUCCAAUUCCACUUACAACCAAGACUCGAAGGUACUUUCAAAAUUUAGAGACCUUUCACAUAUACCCCGGAACUUCAGACUAUUUUGAAAACGAUAAUUUUUACAGAGUGAUAUCGUGGUGCCCUAUAGAACUUGGUACAGUACCACACAACUUUAAUACACGCAAAAAAUAUUUUGUAUCAAAAGAUUCGAAUGUUGCAUUUCCUCUUCCACGUCUCAACAUUAUUGAAAUUAAAAAACACUCCUUUGAGUCGUCUUAUAUAGUACAGUCCACUAAACUAAUUAAUUUUGACAAAAUUCCAGAUACUGUGACCUCAAUAGGAGAAUAUACAUUCUUUCGUUUCAAUUAUGAAGGGAAAAUGACACUUCCACCCAAUUUACAAUCACUUGGCAACAACGCGUUUUCUUUGUGUAAAAUGUCCGAAGUUGUUGUCAAUGAACUGCUGACUGACAUUGGUGAGUCGGUCUUUGAGAACUGCACACAACUAACAACAGUCGUUCUUCCACUUUCAAUAAAUAACGUUCCUCGUAGCUUUUUGUUGAAUUGUAUCAACUUAAAAACGAUCAAAUUUGUGAAUUCGGUGUACACAGAAGACAGGAUGUGUGCUUUUAGUGAUUUGGCGUUUCACACGUGCAAGUCGUUGAGUUGCAUUGAUACACCACUAAGUAUAACAAGCUUUGGAAAUUGUUGCUUUGGGCGAUGCACAUCACUCACGUGUAUCAACUUUCCAUCAAAAUUAAUGCACUUGGGAAAGUUUUGUUUUGAGCAGUGUUGCUCAAUAAAAGAAAUUGAAAUUCCAUUAAGUGUCACACACAUCGGAAAGUGCUGCUUUGUUUGUUGCCAGAAUCUCACAGCUGUUGUGUUAAAAUGUGAAUUAAACGAAAUAAGUGAACACCUCUUUGGUGACUGUAUAUCGCUUCAGAGUGUGGAAUAUCCACAAAGUGUCACAUCUAUACAAGACUACGCAUUUCUCAACUGUAAAAAGAUCACUUCCAUCAACUUAAAGAACAUCAAAGUUAUCGGAAAAUCGGCGUUCAGAAAGUGUUCCUCGUUGACUGAUAUAAAUUUGGAAAAUGUUAUUAAAUUGGGUGAAAAGUGUUUUUCUAAUUGUGAAAAGUUGGUCAAAGUAAGUGCAACAGGAAAAAUUAAAAUUCUCCCAAACAACUGCUUUGAGAAUUGUGGAUAUUUGGAGGAAUUCGAAUUUCCACAAGAACUUGAGAUAAUAGGGAAGUCGUGUUUUUCAAAGUGUGUCAAAUUAAAAGGAAAAAUAGAGUUUAACAAAAUCACAGAAAUUGGAGAAGAGUGUUUCUUGGAGUGUCAUGACAUUCAUAAUGUGAUUAUAAACGGAUGUUUAGAAGAAUUAAAAUAUGAGACUUUCAUGAAUUGCGUUUCUUUAGAACAGGUGAUUCUUUCAAAAACAGUGGAAAGAAUUAAAGAUGGGUGUUUCAUGAAUUGCUUGUCUCUCAAAGAAGUGAAAUGUGAAGGAAAUACUGUGAUAGAUGGAAUGAAUUGUUUUGUGGGGUGUGAAGUCCUUGACAAAAUAAAUAUCAGAUUCAGAGGCAUUGAGUAUGGGAGUUUUAAGGGCUGCAAACAACUUGAAAGAAAUGCUACAAUUGAUAAACUGUAUUUUUAA
Molecule: messenger RNA, 1758 nt
Organism: Entamoeba invadens IP1
Lineage: Eukaryota; Evosea; Mastigamoebida; Endamoebidae
Exons: 1
Coding region: 1-1758 (585 amino acids)
Source: RefSeq, a predicted model, not a curated record